GUGACCCGGAAAUCGCUGUAGCGGCGCCUCAAUGAAGGCGGCGCGGAAAGCUUUGUCGCGCGCUUCGAGAGACGCCCGAGUCACGUGGCACAUCUGCCCGGAUUGGGCGCCACGAGCGAGCGGGUUUGACUGGGUAAAGAGGAGCAGAGAACGAGGAGGGUCGCCGCUCUGGCACAGCAUCUCGCUGCGAGCUUUUAAGGCCCGGCCCUUACUUGGAGGACUAGAGCAGCACGCACUCUUAUGACGAGGGUCCGCCGCGCGCCGCUGCGGCCGGGCAGCCGCACGAGACUGAGACCUACCUGAUCGCCUCCUCCCUUCGGCCGCACGCUCCAGGGCGUUGCAUGAACAUUCCUGCAUCUGCAACGUGAAUGCAAAAGCCGAACCUCCUAUCUGUGGCUGGAAUAUGGUUCCUCAGCAGAUGAUACCAAUGUGGCGGCGGCUGCUUGCAUAUCCCACUUUGUGGUCUGGACUGCAGCACCUUGGAGAGGAGACAAGACACAAAGCUGAGCUUAUGAUGUUUCAUCCUAGUUCCAAAUAAUUAAGCACCCUUGGGACUUCUCAUUGAACUGAUAUUAACUUGGGUCUUUUCAGCUCUUAGAAGUGCCUUGAACAGAUUUCAGCCUGUCGGCCGCUAGUAUGAUGCCAUCUCAUUUUAAGUGUGUGCAAGAACUUCUGUUAAUCUUUGCCUUCAGUUUGGCCUCCUGCAGGGCUACUGAUGCCCUGUACCAUGACUACUGUGUCAUUGGGGCUGGCCCCGCGGGCUUGCAGAUGGCAUAUUUCCUCCAACAUGCAGGCCGGGACUAUGUGGUCUUUGAACGCAGCCAUGCCCCUGGGGGCUUCUUUGCCCUGUAUCCACGCCACCGGAAGCUUAUUAGUGUCAACAAGCGUUACACUGGCAAAUCCAACAGCGAGUUCAACCUUCGCCAUGACUGGAACUCGCUACUCAGCCACAACCGCCAGCUGCUCUUUCGACACUACUCCAAGGACUUUUUCCCGCAUGCUGAUGCCAUGGUGCAUUACCUGGGGGACUUUGCUUCCAUGCUAGACCUCCAGGUGCGUUACAACACAUCCAUCACCCGUGUGAUGCUGGAAAAGGACAUUAAGGCAUGGAAUGGCCAUUUCUUCAUCCUUACUGACCAGAAUGCUCAGUUCUAUAAAUGCAGUGUCCUCCUGGUAGCUACGGGAACGUGGGUUCCUAACAAAGUGAACUUCCCUGGUUCAGAAUACGUCGAAGGCUAUGAGUCUGUGUCCAUCGAUCCAGAAGACUUCAUUGGCCAAUCUGUACUGAUCUUGGGCCGAGGAAACUCUGCCUUUGAGACAGCAGAGAACAUUUUGGGCGUCACCAAUUUCGUGCACAUGGUGGGCCGCUCUCGUGUUCGCCUUUCCUGGGCCACUCACUAUGUUGGAGAUUUGAGAGCCGUUAACAACGGCCUCCUGGACACGUAUCAGCUGAAGUCCCUGGACGGGCUUCUGGAAGGUGACUUGGAAGACUUGGUUCUCGUCAAGGAUAAGAAAGGAAAGCUGCACAUCACCCUCCGCUUCUACCUGGAGAACAGCAACAGCAGCGAAGCAGAUUCCAUCCUCCUCCCUCAGGACGAGCUGGACAACUUUGCCACUCGAGCACCUUACGACCGCGCCAUUGGCUGCCUCGGCUGGAAAUUUGACUUCUCCAUAUUCAACAAGUCUGUGGGGCUGAUGCAAGGCAAGGGCAGUAAGAAGAAGUAUCCGCUGAUCAAGCCCAGCUACGAAGCCAAAGCCACUCGGGGCCUUUUUGUUCUGGGCACCGCAAGCCACUCAGUUGACUUCAGGAAAUCUGCUGGAGGCUUCAUUCACGGGUUCCGAUACACAGCUCGCAUAGUUCACCGUUUAUUAGAAGUCCGUCACCACGGAGUCCCCUGGCCAUCCUCCCUCUACCCCAUUAUGCAGCUAACGAAUGCCAUUGUCAAGCGAGUGAAUGAGGCGUCUGGGCUCUAUCAGAUGUUCAGUGUGCUAGCGGAUGUCAUUCUGCUAAAAGAGAAUGCCACAGAAUUUGAGUACCUGGAGGAGUAUCCGGUUGGGGUCCUGCAAGACCUGGAAUGGCGCACGGGGAAAAAAGUUCAGAAUGGGCUUUUUGUCGUCAUGAUGGAGUAUGGGAAGAACUUUUCUGGGCCUGACAAGGACGUCUUCUAUUACAACCGCGCUGUGGGUGAAGCACGCCAUGCUUGGCAGUCCAAUUUCCUGCAUCCUGUCAUUUAUUACUACAAACGCCUCCCUACUGAGCGUGAGAUGAGGCUCUGCCCACCAGACUGGCCCUUGCCCCGUCCAGAUGCUAUCCAUCACAUUGUGGAGGACUUUUUGACAGACUGGACCGCUCCAAAUGCCCACAUUCUCCCGCUGAGACGGUUCUUGGAGAAUUGCUUGGAAACUGACCUGCGCAGAUUCUAUGCAGAGUCGUGCUUCCUGUUCGCCCUCACGCGUCAGAAAUUGCCUCCCUUCUGCCAGCAGGGAUACAUGAAAAUGCAAGGGCUCAUGGGUAAUGAGAGGCUUAGUCGUCAUGGAGUAGAAGCAGGACUGCUUGAAGACUACACUGCUGUGGACUCCCCAGAUGAGCGGGAAACUGGCAGAACACAGUCACAUGGCCCGCUGUUGGAAGAUCACAUGAUACCAAACCACCAGCUGCAGCAUCUCAUAAGCACCAAGGAUGAACUUUAGCCUUCCUUAGACUGCAUCAGGAACCACAAGGAUUGUGGUCACGGUACCAUGACAUAGACCUCUCCUGGGGCUCCAGCUUCCACUACAUAUACUUGACUUGGAUUCCUGCCCAUUCCUUUAUGGGGGACCAUGACUUGCCAAAGACUUGUGUAGAUCUGUUGUUAUUUAUGAAGAGCAGAGUCCUUUACAGGAUAAGUGAGGGCUGAAACUGGGUAAUGCUGAUGCAUCCUGUCAUUCCUGUUCACUGUUGUAGCCUGCUGAUUGUGUUGCAUUUCUGCUGUAGGGGCCAGUCUCUAGCUUGUUGCAAGGGAGAAAAGGGGAUUGCACAGAUGACUUGCCACGAAAUAUUAUUCCUGACUGCAUGUUUUGUGGUGAUCCACAGCAGAAGUCGUUGGUUAUGGAUGCUAUGUGUUAUUUUGUCCUUGCAUAUCCUUGCAGAUUUUGUAUGUGCAUGACUUUACAAUCGGUUUGGUAGUAUUGGCUAAAGGAAUGCUGCUAAUGUCCAAUGCAGGGAAAUAUUAUUGUAUCCAGGAAAGAAGGGGGAUGUCUCAAUACUCUGCUAAGGAUGAGCAGCUAGACCUGGAUCCCUUUGUUCCAUGUUUGACAAAAUGCACUGCUGCCACAGUCAUCAACUUGUUCUGUAGAACGGGCAUUCUUGUGUACCAGCUUGCUCUUGAAAGGAAGGGGAAUUCCUGCACUCUUAACAAAAUAUCUCUCCUGUUUGCACUACACCCAGUUAGAAAGUUUCCUUAAUUCAGUUCAGUUGUGAUGAAUUUUUAUUUUCUAUUGUGAUUGUAUUUGUAAUAACCUAUUUUUUUAAAAAAAAUGCAGGAGUAGGUAGGAAAACUAUCUGCACUUUAUUGCACCCCUACACACUUCCAGCAGACCAAACUGGAAAGAGUCUGUCUCUUAUCUAUAUUCCCUUAUCUAUAUUCCCUUGCUCUUUAGCAGAUGGACAGAAUAGCCUUCCUGCCACAAUCAUGGCACUUGUGCUUCCUGGGGGGGACACCUUUCCAGCAACUGAUGCUCUUUGGCAGGGAUACACUUUAGCCCUCUUGCUUUAUCUAUAAAUACUUAAACCUCAUUUCUCGCCAUCAUUUCGUCUGGAGAAUUGAAAUGAAAAGGGGUCCCAUGCCUCACCAAAAUGCUGCUGCAAAUUUAGAACUUGUCAGGAUGAACUUACAGGGUUAGGGCACAUGGAAGGGAAGGACCCGCGGCACAGUAGCUGCACAUGUUUUGCAUGCAGACAAUCUCUGAGCCCAAAGGCAUCACUUUUUUUUCUGUCUCUUCAAUGACUCUUUAAAAUCAGAGAUCCUGGUUUAAAACAAACUGGAUAAAGAAGCUGGCUUCUUGGCCUGUAGUUUGAAGUUGGCUUGUUUUUGAAACUGACAAUAAAUUGUUCCUAAACCAGGAUAUCUAGUUCAUUCAUAACGAGCCAGGAUUCUGCAAAACUGGAAACAAACACUGGCAAAAUGCUUCCACCAGGCUGCAUUAGAGGAGAAGGGGAACAAGCUCCCAUUGGCACAUGUAGUGCUAAAAACUAUAUCUUAAUACUUUUCUAGGACUUUUGCACUUGGGGGCCUCCGGCUAAGUUGGUGCAUAUGAUGAUGAUCAUACAACUCUGUCAUACUGGGAGAUUUGAAUUCCGUAUCUAAAAGAUAGUGCAGACUCAGUAUAUACAGCCUUAUUCUCUCCCUCCUCUUAUAUUCCUGUAAUUACUCCAAAGAACCUAUUGACAGUAUAUGUGUUGCCUUUAACUGGUGUUUUUCUAUUUAAAAAAAAUGCUUUAGGAAGGGGUCGUUUUUCUGUCACCCUUUUCUCUGUGUGUCUUGGGGUGAAAGACAGAUGCAGUAUCAAGAGAAGGGAUCGCCUUUGUUCAGUUCAACCUGAGGCCACACCAGAAACCUGCAGAACUUUCUUGCUUGAGAGUAUGCCACUAUCAAGCUACAGUGGUACCUCGCA
Molecule: messenger RNA, 4653 nt
Organism: Lacerta agilis (Sand lizard)
Lineage: Eukaryota; Metazoa; Chordata; Lepidosauria; Squamata; Lacertidae
Gene: FOXRED2
Product: FAD dependent oxidoreductase domain containing 2
Exons: 10
Coding region: 637-2691 (684 amino acids)
Molecular function (GO): flavin adenine dinucleotide binding; monooxygenase activity
Source: RefSeq, a predicted model, not a curated record